AUGGCUGAACAGAUAAGUCACAAGAAGUCGCUUCGUGUGGGGAAGAACAAGAGGUCUCUGUUGAAGGAGUAUUACCACUUAGAAGAUGGAGCUACUAAGACAGAUGAGCCAGUAACAGGCGAAGUGCAUGAACAAGAUAAUAAUACUCUGCAGACUGACACAGGUAAUGAGGAAGUUGUCAAGGAAGUGUUAGAAGAUUCUGACUCGCAGCCGAACGUUGACAGACCUAUAAAUGAGCAAACAUUGAAAGAAUUAGUUGCGACUCAUAAUACACUGCUGGGGAAGGAGACGGCGACAAAUAGUUCCAUAAAGAAUACUAUUUAUGAGAACUACUAUGAUCUCGUAAAGGUUAAUGACAAGCUUAAGGAACUCAGUGGCGAUAAACUUCAGCAAUCCAUGGAUUCAUUGAAGAAAGCAGUGGAGGAAUCCCUUCGAAGUGCAUAA
Nakaseomyces glabratus is the source of this 444-nucleotide messenger RNA. RefSeq names its product Vps51p (gene VPS51). NCBI's taxonomy places the organism in Eukaryota, Fungi, Ascomycota, Saccharomycetes, Saccharomycetales, Saccharomycetaceae. The record is from RefSeq and is a predicted model, not a curated record.